This is a messenger RNA of Gekko japonicus, 904 nucleotides long. It is a transcript of the gene ZFAND6, whose product is annotated as zinc finger, AN1-type domain 6. The transcript is spliced from 7 exons. Lineage: Eukaryota; Metazoa; Chordata; Lepidosauria; Squamata; Gekkonidae. Gene Ontology annotation, molecular function: polyubiquitin modification-dependent protein binding; zinc ion binding; DNA binding. The coding region runs from base 106 to 840 and encodes 244 amino acids. The record is from RefSeq and is a predicted model, not a curated record. Gene Ontology annotation, biological process: protein targeting to peroxisome.
GAGAAAAGAAGCGGCCGGAGGACCCCUGCGGCGCCGCCAGAUGGAUGGUUGAGACAGGAUAUGCCUGAUUUUAUAUCUCCCCCCUCUUGCUGCUGUUUUUAAACAAUGCUAGAAGAGUGCCAUUUGCAUCUUGCUGUUGCCAUUAUGACUUCUCUUAUGGACAUCUUGAUGCUUCAGUUGUUGUGCACCAUAACUAAAAGCAAAAUGGCUCAAGAAACCAACCAUAGCCAAGUGCCUAUGCUUUGUUCCACUGGAUGUGGAUUUUAUGGCAACCCCCGUACAAAUGGCAUGUGUUCGGUAUGCUACAAAGAGCAUCUUCAACGGCAGAAUGGUAGUAAUGAUAGAAUUAGCCCCUCAGCCACUUCUGUUAAUAGUCUCCCCGAGUCUUUACCUGUUCAGUGCACUGAAGGCAGCAUCCAGGAAGCUCCAUCAACACUAGACUCUACACCUGUACCACUUAUGCAGUCAAGUGCUGUGUCAAGUCCAUCCUCACUCUUAGCAGAAUCAUUAACAUCAUCUGAAGUGGAAAGUACAGACCUAGUGGACAAAACAGUUCCUGAAAGAGAAGAUGUGCAAGCUUCAUCAUCAGAUAGUGCAGAGCCUUCCUCUGAAGAACAAGACAAGUUGCUUGAUAAACCAAAACAGAAAAAAUCUCGCUGCUUCAUGUGCCGGAAGAAGGUUGGUCUUACUGGGUUUGAAUGCAGGUGUGGAAACAUAUUCUGUGGUGUACACCGUUACUCAGAUGUCCACAGUUGCUCUUACAAUUACAAAGCUGAUGCAGCUGAGAAAAUCAGAAAAGAGAAUCCUGUAGUUGUCGGUGAAAAGAUUCAGAAGAUUUGAACUGCUACCCUGGCCGGAAUAUUAAAAUUUCUGACCAUCCGCAGAUGAAAUUGAUUUGAGCUUC